Molecule: messenger RNA, 1701 nt
Organism: Exophiala viscosa
Lineage: Eukaryota; Fungi; Ascomycota; Eurotiomycetes; Chaetothyriales; Herpotrichiellaceae
Product: fungal-specific transcription factor domain-containing protein
Exons: 5
Coding region: 1-1701 (566 amino acids)
Biological process (GO): DNA-templated transcription
Molecular function (GO): zinc ion binding; DNA binding
Source: RefSeq, a predicted model, not a curated record
AUGCCUAGUGGCUAUUGGCCGGCACCUAUUCUGCCUCCAACACCAUCAUGCAUGUCCGCGGAGGUGUACGACGAGAUUCGAGACGAGGCCGGUCAGAACCGUGGCUCAACUCUUCCAACUUCUACUCCUCUGUUGCCACAAAGUGCAACUGAUUGGCUACCUAAUCUUGCCUCUCCGACAUGCUCAAAGGACAACAGGUCAGAGGCUCAUGAUCCUGAAGAAGGUGUCCUUCCUCUUCAUCAAGUCAAUUGGGAGCAUCACGGACCUUGGUCUUGGGCCUCGAUCUGCUCGCAUCCAGGUCAGAAGUGGGUCUGCCAGAAGACAGGCUCAGGCGAAUUUGCCGACAUUGCCAGUGGUCUCGUCAAGACGUGGAGCCGAAGAUUGAAGAUGAAGCGCUUCCAAAGUCUGAAAGACAGAAAUCCCGAGCCAGACUCGGCAUCUGCAAUGGCUUACGUUGCAGCCUAUUUCGAGCGAUCUUACGAUGCUGUAUUCGGAGUGGUGCAUCGUCCAACUUUUGAAGCUCGGUUGCGCACCCAUCUUGCACAGUUCGCUCUGCGAAAUAUAGUCUAUGCCUUAGGCUGCAGGUCUUUGGGGGCAACCGAUCCUUCCUUGACGUUUCUCCAAGCUGGCAAACGAUCAAGAGCUUUCUUUCAAAAUGCGCUGUCUGUACUUGGCGAGAUGAUCCUAGGUCGUUCUGGAUUUACUGCUGUCCAGGCUCUUGUCCUCAUGGGGUUUUACGCCGAAGGGCUCGGAAGUCAUGCGAUUGAAUACCCAUUGGCUAUAAACGCCGUUCAACUAGCUCUUGCAAAGGGGUUGCACCGGGCACCUUCUCGAUCCUGGAAUCUGCCAGAGGCAGAUAUAUUGACCAGAAGUUGGCUCUGGUGGGCAGUUUACUGUCUGGAAAAGCAGAUCGUCCAAAGAAGUGGUCGGCCAUCAACCAUUGACGACGACAACAUCAGCACUCCAAUACCGCUCAAGGCACCUCCAGGCAGUUUAAUCGAUGUGGAGGUUUUUACAUUGUUCAUCAGGAAUGCACAAAUCCCCAGCCAGAUCGCCAAGCGGAUAAUGUCGGUGAAAGCCUCUCGACAGUCUCCAGCGGAAGCCAUGCAAACUUAUCUACCUCCACUUCUCCAUCUGGGGCAAUUUCGUGGCGGCACAUAUCAUUUUUUCUACCCCUGGGUUGCAGUUCGUUUCCGUUCCGAGUCCGAUCCUGCUGUUCGAAACCAAGUCAUACAUUCUGCCGAGACUGUCGCUUACGCCGCCAGGCAGAUUAUCUUGGUCCUAAGAACGAUCACGACGGAUGCCGCCAUAGCUCAUUGGCUGGCAUUCUACUUCCCAAUCUAUGCUCAUACGAACCUUCUUAUGUACAUACUGAUGGACCCAUCUCAAUCUAGCGCCACAGGGGACCUCGCACUACUCGACAUUUGUGCGGGCCACUUCGGUCAUGUUGAGCAUGCAACCAGUACUGAAAUGUCGUUCCACUUUCCACGGGAUUCGGCAGCCCUUUGUGCAAAGGUCGUAAGGGCCGCAAUGCAAGCCGACAGGGAUAACGUCACGGUCCCAGUAACACCCCAGGCAUUGUCUGCUUUGGAAGACGCAGAGAUGUCGAUUGGAACUGCUGAUGUGGGCAACGGAACGGAUCUGCGGUUGUUUCUAGAGCCGCAUAACCCGGUUAGUACAACCUCAGUACACAAAUACUGA